CGCAGCGCUUGCCUCCGGCCACCACAACAACCGUCCGGUAUGAUCAUUGGUUCCUCCCAGAUACCCCCAGUGAUGCCUCCACGAAUGUCCCCUAGACUGUCUAGCGACUCUGCAUCUACAACAAGCUCUUUUACGGAGUCAACUGAGCUUCCCGAUUAUGCAUCGAUGGAAGGAGCGAGCUACCCCCCACACUACCCAUCCUACCCACGCCCCUCCGUCCCCGUCAUCUACUCCUUCUCCGAAUGGGAGCCCUCAACAAAUACCAUGUACCUCAACCCGCCCGGGUCCGAGGACCCCUUCGCCUCCGACGCCCCGGCACCACUCUACAAGAUCACCGUCUCCAUUAACCUCGACCCCAUGCUGCCCAUUUCGUACGUGACACGCCUGCACCGGUACGGCGCGCCCGGGCCUCCCAUAGGCUCGUUCGAGGUCUCUCUGGCGCAGAAGAGAAGGAUAGUGACGUUCGGGGACGUGUCCGCGCGGUUGGAUAAUGCACUGGAGAGUGUGGGGGCGCAACGAUGGCAAUGGACGAUAAGAGGAGUCAGGCUACGAUGGGACUGCCGGACCAGAUUAGACGAUGGGUCGCCCAUGUGUUAUUGCCACGUUUCUCAUCCACCGAAUCACGACGUGCAGCUGGCCUCCUUCGUCCCACCGCCUUCCCUUGAGUCUCCACCACUGCCACUGGCAACGCUCACGGUGUUCCCGGACGGUCACCAGUAUUUGGAUCAUAUAGUUUUGUCCGCGCUAGUGGUGGUGAGGCAGAUGACGGCAGGAUUGUAAGCGUCUAGCAGUCGCAGAGAGUCCCUCUGUCGUGGUAUAUCUGACCGUGUACAAUGACUGAGCACUGUAUUAUGCGCAUAGUUGAUGUACAGCCCGCCUCGAUAUAGUGGUUGAUUAGGGCGCUA
Molecule: messenger RNA, 905 nt
Organism: Schizophyllum commune H4-8
Lineage: Eukaryota; Fungi; Basidiomycota; Agaricomycetes; Agaricales; Schizophyllaceae
Exons: 7
Coding region: 85-780 (231 amino acids)
Source: RefSeq, a predicted model, not a curated record